AUGUCAUCAGCCAUGUCAAAUACGACCGUUUCUCCAAAGCAGAAAAAGCGACCUUUGAAUGCUAAAUCACCAAGCGAGAUCAAUCAGAUUGAUUUAAGCAAUAAGCGCCCUAAAACAAGCAUGAAUAUGAAUAACGAUCAGGAAUCAUCAAUUCCUCCAUUACCAAAACAACGCCUUCAACUACAACAACAACAGCAACAGCAACAACAAAGACCAGUGACUUCAAGAUACCCAUCAAAGAUACCAAUAUUUAGUGAUAGGGACCAACCCAAAGGAGUUCGAAGAAUAUUUUCAGCCGAUUAUGAUAAUGCAUGGUCAUCGAUUCAAGAUCGACUCGCCAGAAAAUCAUCUGUGAAUGAUCCAAAAACAUUACAUAUUGCCCAAUAUAGGAGACCAACCAAAUCAGCUCAAGACUUUCGAAUCAAUACCCAGGAGAAAUAUUAUGCUCUUAAUGAAGAAUUCAAACGAUUACAAACAGAAUAUGAUGUUGACAAGAAAGAAUUUGAAAGUUUGAAACGGACUUUUAAAACAACAAAGUAUAGUAUAGAUGAAGUAAAUGAUCAAUUAUCGAUUUUGUCAUGUCGAGAAAUGGAUAAAGAGGAGGUUAUAUUGAAAGAAGUUAAACAUGCGGAAGAAGCUGCAAAAUUCAAAUUGAAAAAAUUGGAACAUGGACUAUUGGAUCAAUAUAAGGAAAUCGAAUUACAAAUGAAAGAUGAAUUACAAGAUGCAAAGGACUUCGAUGCGCUGUCUUGGUUGGAUGAAAUUAGUAAAUUGGAAAAGGUGAAUGAGGAAGUAGCCAAGCAGUUAGAGGAACUUUCAAGAAAAGAAAAGGAACAGCUUGAACCUUUGCAAGAAAAACUCGAAAAGGAACACAAGGAUAAGUUGAAACCUAAGACUGAUUUACAAGUUCAACUUACACAAGAAGUAAAUGAUCUUCAAAAAGAGCUUGAAGAGAUAGAAGUCAAAAAACGCAAUGCUAAAAUGAAACUUGAAAAAGAACAGAAUGCCGUUCAUCAGCAAAAAGUACAAAUAACAACCUUGGAACAUUCCAUGAUAAAUUUCCAUUCAACCAAGAGAUCAAUGCAAGAGAAGAUCCUUGAAAUAGAGAAAAGACUUGCGGAGCUACAAGCUAGUGAUAAGGAAAAACAAGAUAUAUAUGAUGUUACCUACGAUAAGCAUCAAAUUCUCAAAAAUAAAAUAAGGAAACAUGACAACUUAAGACGAAUCAUUGAAAAUUCAAUAAUGAAUUAUGAAGGUUUAUUCAGAGUGUAUGUCAUCUCCAACUCAAACUCAAGUUUCAUAAACGAAAGUCAAUAUAGCUUCAAUAGAGUCUUUGAUUCUGAUGCUCCAACGUCAUAUAUUUCUGAAGAAUUUUCUUGUCUUGUCAAGCAAUCAUUGACGGGUUCCAAUGUUUCGAUAUUCAAUUUUGCUGCAUCUCAUUCAACUAUAGACUUACUUGCAUACAGCACCACGGCCCUCGUGACAAAGAUAUCGACACUUAAUAAAAAGAAGUUUGAAUUAGGAUAUCAAUGCGUUUCUAUAUCAUUGAAUAAUGAUUGUUUGGACUUAUUAAACUCCGGCACAAAACUUUCCCAAUUUCGUGAUAUUACGAAGAUUAGUUCCCAAGAGAUGAGAAUCGAGGAUGGUAAAGACUUCACCAAGGUAGUGGAACAAGUCACUGAGUCAGCAUCGAAUAUAAUAUUACACAGGAUCACAAUUGAGGCCAAAGGGUAUACCAGAAUUUUCUCCAUGAUUGACAUGUCAAGAAUUUCAAAACCUCAACAGAUUCAAAUAUUACAGAAAUUCAUCUCAACAACUCAAACGCAUUCCAGUACGCCAAUUGAUAUUUUGCUAUCAUUCGCAUAUACGAAUUCCAAAUGCUUGUUCAUAGUUGCACCCGAUGAAGACGUUGAGCAACUUGAUCUAUUACAAACUAUAAACUCGACCGAUUCGCCCUACCAACGCAAGAGUUAA
Molecule: messenger RNA, 1974 nt
Organism: Hemisphaericaspora subhashii
Lineage: Eukaryota; Fungi; Ascomycota; Pichiomycetes; Serinales; Debaryomycetaceae
Gene: USO5
Product: Uso5p
Exons: 1
Coding region: 1-1974 (657 amino acids)
Molecular function (GO): microtubule binding
Source: RefSeq, a predicted model, not a curated record